Cloeon dipterum is the source of this 1622-nucleotide messenger RNA. RefSeq lists its product as uncharacterized. The record is from RefSeq and is a predicted model, not a curated record. The coding region runs from base 94 to 1521 and encodes 475 amino acids. The transcript is spliced from 6 exons. Lineage: Eukaryota; Metazoa; Arthropoda; Insecta; Ephemeroptera; Baetidae.
CUGUUGGAAAAAUAUCGAGUCCACUUGACACCACGGAGAGCAGAGCAAGCUUCGCUCUCGUCACUCGAAAGGCUGACCUCACUUUCACGAAAUAUGGGCUGCCCGUUUUGCAAAAUUGCUCCCGCGAGGAAAGCGAGCGGAAUCACUGCCUACGACUACGCCAAGAAUUUCAUGACUCCAGGUUCAAGGAGCAGACAGGCGUCGGUGAUUUCGCAGCCGACCAGCGUCAGCAGGCGCCUGAGCUCCCUGAGGGCUUCGCUCGACGCCAGUGACAGGGAGCCGCCGAUCUACAUCCUGAGCGGCUCGCCCGCCCUGCAGCAGCAUUACGCGCCGGCGCCUCCUGGCUUCAGGGAGGACGCGGUGCAGCAGCUGAUGACCCCGCCGCCCAAGACGCCGCGCAUGUCGGGCUGGAAGCACUCGGCCCUGUCGGUGCCGGCGGCGCCAUCGCGUCCUCCCCGCAAGAGCGACGCCGCCAGCAACAGGCAGAAGCGCAGCGUGUCCGUCGAGAGGGUGGCUUCGAGCAACACCCUGGCGCCACCUGAGCCCGUCCUCUCGCGCUGCUCCUCGUCGCCAGCCAUCGAACUCCCAGAGGAAACGGCAGGGCGACUGGAAGCGUAUCUCAAGAAGAACCAGAGUUUCAGCUCCAUCCACAUUCUCCUCAAUGAGUUGCAGGCUCAGAGCAACAUAGACUCAGCUGGUCUGUCAGGGUACGACUCCGACCUGGACGACGAACACUGGAACGCGACCUGCCUCGAUCUGGCCGGCAUCCAGUUGCCCACCUCGAGGAGGCACUCGAUCGAAAAACCCGAAAAAGAAGAGGCCUCGUCGAAAAACGCGGCGAAAGUCUUCAUCACCUGCGACCCUGCGGACGACGACGACGACGACAUCGCCUCUGGUUUGGAGCAUUUGAACGUCCCAGUGCCAACUGGAGCAAGCAAAGGUGGACUCUCGCCAAACAGUGCCGCGAACCAGAUGCUUACUGCUCGCGGAGUGUCGCGUCUGCCACCGAUGAUCGAGCUGCGCAAAUUCUCGGACGUGAGCGAGGGCGACGAGGAGGCGGCUGCUUUGCCGAAGACGCCGGGCUCAUGGUUCGACCAGGAUGAGGACGGCGCCGACCGGCCGCCUUCCUUAUUCCUGGCCAAGUCGCUGCUGAGCAGUCUGCCGGCGGCCGAGAUUCGCGAGGAGGCCAUGGUGACGCCACCGCCGUCCGAAAACGAGGAGGACGAAGAAGACGAAGAGCCACUGUGUCCUGUCAUCACGCACUCGAUUCUACACAAGGUGCUGCGAGGUUUGCGCUCUGAGGACGCCGCCGAAAACCUCAUUUCCCGUCGUGGCAGCAUUGGAAAUGUUAGUCUCAGCGGACUUGACGAUUUCCUCAAGGCGCUUCAAGUGCAGCUAACCGAUAACGAGGAGGCAGAAAGCGCUCCAACCAUUUCCGACCUGCAAUCUGCUCUUACCGAGUUGCUCAGCGCCGAGAAAGUCAACGAAAAACAACAGUUUAUGGACGUCGCUGUGCCCUGAUACUCUCGAGGCAUAGUAUAUCCUCGUAAUGCUAAAGUGUAUGCAACCUUAUCUCCGCUAUAAAUAUUCAUAAGCUAAUAAAAUUGUAUUUAAAUACAUGA